Gekko japonicus is the source of this 1461-nucleotide messenger RNA. RefSeq names its product zinc finger protein 76 (gene ZNF76). Gene Ontology annotation, molecular function: DNA-binding transcription factor activity, RNA polymerase II-specific; RNA polymerase II cis-regulatory region sequence-specific DNA binding. Gene Ontology annotation, cellular component: PcG protein complex; transcription regulator complex. NCBI's taxonomy places the organism in Eukaryota, Metazoa, Chordata, Lepidosauria, Squamata, Gekkonidae. Gene Ontology annotation, biological process: regulation of transcription by RNA polymerase II. The record is from RefSeq and is a predicted model, not a curated record.
AUGGAGAACUUGGGACUGCAGACAAUGACAGCUUUUGUUCAGCAAGAUGCCCAUGAAGAAAAGUUAAUUGAAGGACAAAUGAUUGAACUUGAGGAUGGAUCCACAGCUUUUAUCCAACAAGUAAACUUGCCCAGAGAGUCUAUCACAUUUGAAGAUGGUCAACCAAUUGCACUGGAAGAUGGCACCAUGGCUUUUAUACACCAUGUACCCAAAGAGGGUUAUGACCCCAACACCCUGGAAGCGAUUCAGCUGGAAGAUGGAUCCACAGCCUUUAUACACCGUCCUGUUUCCUUGCCAAGCAGCACCAUUCUGGCAGUGCAAGCAGAUGUGCGGCUGGAGGGAUUGGCUGUGGAAGAGAAAAAUGUUGCCUUUGAUCUUGAUACCAUUACUGUCCUCAAGGAGUAUGCCAGUCAGGGCUUUCGGGAGGAAGAAGUGCAGACCAAUGGGAAGGGACCACUGGUUGCCAGCAGAGGCUAUCAUUGUGGGCACAAAGGCUGUGGCCGCCUCUAUAGCACAGCUCACCAUUUGAGGGUUCAUGAGCGAGUUCAUACAGGUAUUCGGCCAUACAGAUGUGACUUCUUAAGUUGUGGGAAAGCCUUUGCUACAGAUAAUUUUUACAGCCUGAAAAAUCAUGUGAGAAUCCAUACAGGUGAGAAGCCAUACAAAUGCCCAGAGGAUGUAUGCAACAAAGCCUUCAAGACUUCUGGGGACCUGCAAAAACAUAUCCGGAUACACACAGGUGAGCGUCCCUUCAGCUGCCCUUUUGAAGGCUGUGGCCGCUCUUUCACCACCUCCAAUAUACGCAAGGUCCACAUCAGGACACACACUGGUGAGCGGCCAUAUGUGUGUCCAGAGCCCAAAUGUGGGAGAGGGUUCACUAGUGCCACCAACUACAAGAACCACAUGAGGAUCCAUACAGGAGAGAAGCCGUAUGCAUGCAUGGUACUGUGCUGUGGAAAACGCUUCACGGAAUAUUCUAGCCUCUACAAACAUCAUGUGGUUCACACACAUUGCAAGCCAUACACUUGCAGUACUUGUGGCAAAACCUACCGGCAGACCUCUACAUUGGCCAUGCACAAGCGCACUGCACAUGGGGAACUGGAAGCUACAGAGGAGAGUGUUACAGAUACUGCUGUUAAGAAUCCAUUGACAUUUCAACAUGUGACGCUUGUGAAGCUGAAAACUGAAGAGGAUGAAGAUCGCAAGCCUGUAGCACUGGAGGUUGUGUCUCAAGAUGGAACAGAGCAGGUCACCCCGUCCUACAAAGACCCACAGGCAUUUGGCAGUGGUAUCACCAUGGUAACAGAAGCUGGCACCAUGCCCCAGGAAGAGAUUUCAGGAGUGGGCGCAAACUCUCUGGAAGAACAGCAAAGUCUGGGAGAUGCUGUCAGCAUGGCAGCUACUGCAACUCAACAGGAGUCCAUCACACUUAUGACAGCCACAUCAAACAGUGGAUGCUGA